AUGGAAUAACCUCAGAUGACCUUUUUUAUUCCAAUGUCCGCGGCGAGCCGCCCCCUCGCUUGCGCACGCUCCAAACCGGGAUAAAAUAAUUUCAGAGCGCCUGCCUGGCUCUCUCUGCGAGAAGUGCCGCGGCUCCCAAAAUAAAAAGGGAUGCGUGUAUUUUAAAAUUUAUUUCCUGUCGCGGUCGCUCUGGCUGGCUGGUUGGCUGCGGUGCUGCGACGGCGGCGUGUGUCUCGCUCUUCUGGAGAGACAACAACAGCAUACAAAGUUUCGACCGACGCUCGAUGCGCUCACAUCACUCGGCUGGCUCACUCGCAUCGUCGUCGUCGUCGUGGUAUCGGCUGCGCUCGUUAAUUAUGGUGUUGUUAUUGAAAUGUCGUCCGACUGCUGAGGGGAGCGCGGCGGCGGAGCACCAACCCGCGGCCGGGCCGGCACCAUCAAUCACCCACUAGGCCACCGACUAACUCGCCGGCCACGACCUCUCCUUCCCUCCGCAGAAUUAAGUGGACGCUAUAGCUGCCUUUGCGCACCGCCAUUAUCCGCCUUAUUAAUGCACCGUCUUGAUAAAAAAUAUUCAAAUCGGCGUUGCUAAAAUUCUCAACUUUAUAGUUUUGAUAAUAUUGAGAUUAAAUGGAGAGAUCCGAGCACUAUUAAGAAUUAAAAAAACACAUUUAAAAAGGAACAAUUUUCGUUCAAAAAUCAAAGCACUCAAGACGGUAUUUCAAUAUUACAUAAUAGCAGCUAGAGGCAAUGAAAAAUAAUUUCCUAAAAAUAUAAAAAAUUGAAGGUUAGGCAUCCCGCGUGGUAGACGAGUGAAGUUGAUUGCAUACCUUCCACACUUUCCUAUUCCUUGCAUUCUUAUCACACUAAUUCCAUUAAAUUAUCGUUUAUUGUCCAGAAAAGUAAUGUAGUAUAUAAACGCAGUUGCUUUUGUUUGUUAUUUUUUAAUUUUACAGUGGAAUAUUAUGGUGAUUCCAUGCAGGCUCAAUUAUUUAAUCUUGUUGGCAUUACGCGCGUUCUGAAGCCUUUUGCUUCAACGUGGCGCUGUCAUCGAACCCGGGAGGGAGUUUUGCGAGUGGCUCUGAUCUGAUCAUGUGUAAUUUGUAAACACAACAUACGAACAUGUGCACCGUGCUGUUUUGUCGGCGCAGCGGUUUCUUUAUUUUCAUUUUACUUUGAUCUUUUUGCGGCUUUUGUGCGUGCAUUUUUUUAACGCCAACGUAGGAAAUCAGAAAAAUGAGCUACUGUUGUGAGUGUGAUAAAGAAAGGAUCAAAGAAAAUUUAAACAAACUGCUGACAGCCUGCAAAGACCAUGAAAAGCUUCUGCGGGCUUACAUGCUGGAUUUCUUUGUCGACAAUCAUUGGGAAACACUGCCGAAAAAAUGGAGAGAUGUUUUAGGAACUUUGACGCCUGAGGAGCUUGGCUCCUGGAUUUUAUACCCUGAGCUUUAUGAGUACAAGAAAGUUUGGCCCCUGUCAUUGUUGGCACUGAGAUGUGCAGUCCGAUUUCAUUCAAUAGAGCGACAGCCGGCACAAGAACAUUGGCGAGAUCAGGCCCUUGGCUUCAGCAAAGACUGCAGGCACAGGAAUUUCCUCAAUUGCGACCUGGGCAGAGGAGAACUAAACCGCAAAUUAUUUUCCAAACACAUUAAGCCCAAAAAAUUCCACGAGAUAGAAGUUAUGGCAAAAGUCACAGCUAAUUGUGCCAAGAGACUCGGCUGCAAAUUUGUCGUGGACAUUGGCUCUGGCCUGGGUCAUUUAGGACGCAUUCUCGCCUUCCAUUACGGCCUUCAAGUCUGCUGUCUCGAAGAGCAGAUUUGCCUCACAGAAAAAGCCAAGAAAAUUGACGAGCAGUUGAGGAAGUUAUUUGAAAAAUCAGGAAGAAACAUUGUCCCUCCUGUACACAUCAAUAAAAGCAUUAAUACGGCGUUGGAUCAAAAUGAACUGAUCAAAAUUCUGCUAGAUGCCUUUGGGUUGCAGUUCAAAGAAGAAUUAGAAUUUGGCCUGGUGGGCUUGCAUCCUUGCGGGGACCUGGGCCCGACUUUGAUGAGGCUGCUUGUCGACUGUCCAAAUGCGGUGUUUAUCAACGUUGUUGGCUGUUGCUACAUGAAGCUAACGGAAGAGAGCUCUGGUUGCAUCCAAGGCUAUCCAAUGAGCUGCUUUGUUACUGGUGAAAUUGACACUAAGAAUUUGAGUUAUGAAGCUCGUGAAGUGUCUUGUCAUGCUUUGGAGAUGUACUGUGACAGACUGAAAAAAGGCUGUGUGGAUGAUUUAAAGAUUCAUUGCUACAGAUCUACCCUUGAGUGCAUAUUAAUCAGGCACUGGCCUCACCUGAAGCAUUCUGGACUGAAAAGCAUCAAGCAUACCCAAGACCUGAGUUUUGAAAAAUAUGCUGUCGAAGCUGUGGAAAAAUUGGCCAUCUCUUUACCAGCUCAUGAUUUACUGUCUGAUGACGUUGAAAGGCGCCUUUUACAAUGGAAAAAUGUAGUUGUGUUCUACUCCCUGAGACUGCUGCUUGCUCCCCUGGUGGAAUCGGCAAUUCUGCUGGACAGAUUGCUUUUCAUGGAAGAAAAUGGCUUGCCUUCAAUGCUGAUCCCAGCAUUUGAUCCACAAUUUUCGCCGAGGAACCACAUAUUAUUAGCCCUUAAGGAGAAUAAAUAAAUAACCCCAGUGGGAAAUAAAUACAUAUUUUUUACUUAUUUAAA
Messenger RNA from Cloeon dipterum, 2705 nucleotides. Its product is annotated as methyltransferase-like protein 25B. The record is from RefSeq and is a predicted model, not a curated record. Bases 1237 to 2661 code for a protein of 474 amino acids. The transcript is spliced from 10 exons. Lineage: Eukaryota; Metazoa; Arthropoda; Insecta; Ephemeroptera; Baetidae.